AUGGUCGUUCAAAAGCUAUGGAAACAAUGUUGCGAACAAGGUGAUAUUACUCAUCAGCGGAAAGGUGGCAACAAUCCCCCUCGGCUACAACAACAAGAUCUUGAUUUCAUUKAAGCUUUAAAGACAGCUAGACCAUCUUUCCCCUAUGCUAAAAUCUACGAUGCUGUCAAUACACAUUGCAAUAUACCAACCGGAACUUYCAAGUCUGCUGUCGCAAGAGCAGUUCAAAGUCGCUUAAAUAAUKGGGAAACUUGGACAUGGAAAAGACUGUCCCGAGCAAAAGCUGAAAAAUUUACUCCAGAAAAUGUAGAUUACUGUCAAGAUUUUUUGAACUUCAUGAACACGAUUAACCCACACAGAAUAAAGUGCUUUGAUGAAGCUGGAUUUAGACUCCCGGAUUCCAGUAGACCAAACUACGGCUUUUCCUUAGUGAAUACCUCUUGUGUGGAAGUAGGACGAUACCUGAGCUCUUCAAACGUAACUUUAAACUUGCUAAUGGGAAUCGAAGGAGUAUUGUAUGCUAAUACUGAGGACGGUACAAGUGACACUGCGUCGUUUCUUAAUYUUUGGGGAGAAGUAGGCCAGAGUUCAAUGAGGAACGGACAAAGUAUUUUACAAUACGGGGACAUCAUAAUCCUUGAUAACUGUGGCAUUCACCAGUCUGCUGGAGGUUAUGCGUUAUCGCAGUGGMUUUUAGAAAGAGGUGUAGAUGUUGUUUAUUUACCAGUUUACUCUCCAGAGCUGAACCCGUGCGAACUUCUUYUUAAUAAAUUGAAAUGUAUAGCUAAAAGGGACGAUAUAAAAGCAAAUUUUUGUCGAAAUGUUCAUGAAGGGAUUUACGAAUCACUAGAAUACGUAAGUGUAAAUGACUGUGUUAAUUUUUAUAGAUACACUGGCUACAUCGCGAUGUGA
Messenger RNA from Actinia tenebrosa (Australian red waratah sea anemone), 912 nucleotides. RefSeq lists its product as uncharacterized. Lineage: Eukaryota; Metazoa; Cnidaria; Anthozoa; Actiniaria; Actiniidae. The record is from RefSeq and is a predicted model, not a curated record.